AUGCCUUACGAGGAGGUGCAGUUCUUCACCGAGGACGGCAUCUCCCUGACGGGCUGGUUCAUUCCCCAGAGCAGCGCUGGAAGACCUAGCCGGCGAAUUCUGGUCUUCUGCCACCCUUACAACAACAGUAAGUCCAACCUGCUGGGUGUGGCGAGGGGGCUCUGGGAUCGACGCUACUCCAUCUUCAUGUUUGACUUCCGCAGCUUCGCCGAUGCAAAGACGGGCCAAUCGGUGGGUUAUCUGGAGCAGCGCGAUGCCAAGGCGGCCGUCGCAGCUGCUCGGCGCCAUGGCCCCAAAGAUGCUGAGAUCGGGUUGCUCGGCGCCUCCAUGGGUGGUGCUGUGGCGCUGAUCAUCGGCCACGGUGAGGAUGUAGGGGCCGUCGGUGUUGCCACGGAUUGCGCAUUUGCGCGGCUGUCUGAUGUGCUCGAAUCCCGCGUCUGCGCGACGCUUCGGUUUCCACAGCCUCUGGCAGCCUUCACCGUGGACCUGGCUAGCCGCCUGAACCCACUUCUGCAUGGAUACUCCUUCAAGUCUGUCUCACCGGUGGAUGCAGUCGAGCACGGUCCUCGUGCAGGGCAGGUGCCGCUGCUUCUGAUCCAUGCCGACAAUGACGAGGUGGUGACCGUUUCCCAAGCCCACGCCAUCCACUCGGCGGCCUCGGCGCCCAAGGAGCUUGUCGUGGUCCAGCACUGCCAUCACGUUGGCUGUUUCUUCAAGGAUCGGGCCAGAUAUUUGAAGCUUGUCGCCGACUUCUUCGACUCAGCGUUUGCUGCAGCCGAGCGCCGCCGCAUUGGAGAAGGCCGCGAAGUUCUGCCGACUCCGGAAAGGCAUGUGGCGACGGGGACAAGUGAGCCUCAGGCCUGA
Symbiodinium sp. CCMP2592 is the source of this 864-nucleotide messenger RNA. The record is from the annotation of a GenBank genome assembly. Lineage: Eukaryota; Dinophyceae; Suessiales; Symbiodiniaceae.